Messenger RNA from Phlebotomus papatasi, 2440 nucleotides. Its product is annotated as SH2 domain-containing protein 4A-like. The record is from RefSeq and is a predicted model, not a curated record. NCBI's taxonomy places the organism in Eukaryota, Metazoa, Arthropoda, Insecta, Diptera, Psychodidae. Gene Ontology annotation, cellular component: cytoplasm. The transcript is spliced from 4 exons. The coding region runs from base 557 to 1891 and encodes 444 amino acids.
UUUAUUGACUUCUUUGUGGCACUCUCAGUUGGUAAACGGUGCAGUGAGUCGGUUGAAAGUGUGGUUGAAGCAGUUGGAAGUCGACUUGCGCCUUGAGUGGAUAAUAAGAAGCACGAUCGCAUAGAGUUGUUCCACAUUAAUCUGGAGUAAUAUAAAUAAAUCUUACAUUAAAGAAAAAAAAGAAAUUAUUCCUUGUAAAUUUUCGGGGUGAAAAGGUGACUUUUAACUGAUUCAAAAUCUAUACUUUUGUGUAGAAAACGUUAUUAAAUAUCGCAAAAUUUCUCAUCUGCUCAUACGUGAAGUACAUUUGAGAUCAAGGAAAGAGAAACAGCGAGUGGCUAAGAUAAAAGAGAUCUUGUGAAUUGUGAAGUGAAGAAAUUCAAUUGUGUGACCUCAAAAAGCGGCACACACAAAAAAGCAAGUUGAAAAAUGUCAUAAAAUAUAUUGAAAGUGGAAAUUUCCGUAACAACUAAUAAAGUUUAAAAAAUCAAUCCACCACUCCAAACUAUUAAAAGUUCGAAAAAUUAUCUAAAAACAAAAAAUUAUUGGUACAACAAUGCUGCAGCAAAUUUUGCAAGAUAUGAGAGUGGACCCAGAACUCCUCGAGGGUCUUAAUGAAACUGAGAAACAGACAUUAUUCUGUAUUAUGAGGGAAGAACAGGUCCGUCGCUGGCGACUAUGGGACCAGGAGGAAGUAAGAAAAAGCUGCGAUAGCACAGCAUCUGCCACAAAAAGUCAUAAAAAGACUGUGACCUUCCUAAUGGGCGAAGAUGGUGAUCCAUGGGUGUGGGUCAUGGGAGAACAUCCAGAUGACAAAUCCAUUGAAGACAUCCUAGCUGAAGAAGCACAGCAGAGAGCUCGAGAACUGGCAGAAAUGGAAGCAAAAGAAUUGAGAAAAAGCGUUGAGGUCAAACUCUCAGAUAUAAUCGAACUGGAUCAGAUAACAAAUCAUAAGCUCGAAGAAGAUGAGAUGCCUAAGAUCGAAGAUAUGGAGAUUUACUGUUCAGUAGAUGAAUUGAGGGAGAGAAUCAACAACAGCCAGAAUACAAACACGAGUCAAUCCGUGAAACAGACUGCCUACAAUACUUCCCAAGCAAACUUUAACAUGACCACAAACUCUGGUGAUAGGAAAAGAGAUGUUUUGCAGGAAAUCUCCCUAAACAGCAAAGCCACCCAAAAGGUAGCAGCACGUGUGGCUCUCUGGGAGCACCGUCUUAUUGGUGAAAGGACAUGUGAAAUCUUACGAGGGAUGCAAAAACAACAGCAAGACGCUGAGCGUGAAGCCGAGGAAGCAGCCAGACAGGAGGAGGAACUGUGGAAAGAGCAAGAGCGAAAAGCUAAGCAAGCGGAAAUCAAAAGGCGGGAAAUCGCACGGAAAGCUCGAGAGGUGCAUCGGAUGUCUUUAAGCUGUGAUCAAAUUGAGGAGAUUGAGGUGCAAAAUUCUGAGGAUUCAGCGCCUGACACAAAGCUGAAUAGCGUGGAUUCUUGUCCACCCAACCACGAGGCGGUCAUGAAGUGGUAUCGCGAAGAAGAGGUUCCAAAAGGAGCUGGAAUUGAUACUGAAGAUCGGCCAACUAAAUGGUUUCACGGAUUUCUCUCAAGAAACGAAGCUGAACACUUACUACUGCCACAUUCUCCAGGAACUUUUCUAGUCCGAGUAUCAGAGAAAAUCUGGGGAUAUGCCAUCUCAUACAGAGACACAGAUCGCUGCAAACAUUACCUAGUACAGGCUUCAGAUGGACGAUAUCAGUUUCUGGGUGCCAAUCAGCUUGCCCAUGACAGCCUCAAUGACCUCAUUCGCUUCCAUCAGAUGAUUCCCAUUACAGCCAUGGGUCAGGAGCGGCUGCGCUUUUCUUGCCCAGGAAAUAGAUACUUGGAGGACUCAUCAUGAAGCUGAUUUAUGCAGUUAGUCAGUUAACCCAUUGAGUAUUUCAAUGUGAUAGAAAUAUUUUAUGAAUCUCUCUCACUGUUAGAGAGAUUUGUCUUGGAAAUUCUGACAAUUUAAGUCAUUUUUAGGUUUAUGAUCGAAUUUUUUUUUUACCUUUCCUUGAGAAUAAUGUCUGCAUCUUAAUCUUCAAAAUAGUUUAUGUUCCAUUUAUAGACAAAAAAAAAUAAACAAAAUGUUACUCAAAUAAUAACAAUGCAUAAGAUAUUUUUCAUUAGUGAAUGGAUUAAGUUACUCCUAUAAAUAUUCAGUAAAUUCAUAUACUAAAAGAAGAUUAGCUUCAAGGAAUAGUUGCAUAUUAAGUGAAUUCUUACUCUAAGUUUCCUUCAUUAAAAACAAGAGGCGUUAAGUCACAAAGACAAUCAAUUUUUUUUAAAUAUGUGAUCAAAGUUGAAGAAAAAUUCAAGUAUUCAAACAUUUACUUACGACAAUCAUGAGAUAUUUGCUGAAAAUUGGUGCUUAAGAAAAAGUCAAUAAAUGAUAAAAUCAAUAAAA